AGUAAGAGUAAAAUCCUAAUAUUUGGGGGAACUGGCUACUUAGGCACACGUAUAUGGUGAAGGCAAGCAUCAAGUUAGGCCAGCAAACAUUCGUUUAUGCCCGCCCCAUUACCCCACAAGAUCAUCUUGCAUGAUGAAUUCCGAUCCCUCGGUGUUACCGUCAUUGAGGGAGAGCUGGACGACCAUGAAAAGAUCGUGGCAACACUUCGUCGAGUCGAUAUCGUGAUCUCAUCGUUACCGUUCCCUCAGGUUCCAGACCAGAUUCAUAUCAUUGAAGCCAUUAAAGUUGCAGGUAACAUAAAGAGGUUCAUUCCGUCGGAAUUUGGCAUCGAAGAGGAUCGACUAAGCUUUCUUCCACCGUUUUAAGCUUGUUUAGACAAGAAGGGCA
Messenger RNA from Hibiscus syriacus, 388 nucleotides. RefSeq names its product eugenol synthase 1-like. The coding region runs from base 97 to 366 and encodes 89 amino acids. The transcript has 3 exons. Lineage: Eukaryota; Viridiplantae; Streptophyta; Magnoliopsida; Malvales; Malvaceae. The record is from RefSeq and is a predicted model, not a curated record.